Molecule: messenger RNA, 233 nt
Organism: Trichobilharzia szidati
Lineage: Eukaryota; Metazoa; Platyhelminthes; Trematoda; Strigeidida; Schistosomatidae
Source: the annotation of a GenBank genome assembly
UGAAUCUUUAUAAUGAUGAAUACAAGAAGGCAUUGGAAGAAGAUAAAGCUUUUAAUUACAAAGUGCUUGUUAAUAAAGGACUAUACAGGCGGUUGAAAAUGCUGAUUUCAAGAAAAUGGGAAAAUCGAAAAAAUCUCGAUAUUGCAGAAGACACAUUUUUUGGAGAGAUAUCAGGCAUUUUGAAGAAAGACGAAGCUAAACUUAAAUGGUUGGAAACAGCAGCAGUCACCGCA